AUGCUUACGCACAUUUUCAGGAAUCCUGGAAUCACGCUGCUUGUACGUCCACCGAUUCAAAAACGGAUUUCCUUCUUUUAGGUUCUGGCGGGACGACUUUAUUUGGCUUGUCUUGCUUCACUAGCCCUUACAAGACAACACCUAUCGGGCUCUACAAGCAAUUGUUUAUUUUUACAUGUACGAUUGUGAGCCUCUUGGGUGUGGUUAGAUGCCACAUCUAGCGUGACCAGUGUGAUCAGCCGAGCUGACCCAUUCGAUCCACUCGCCGCUUCAGCAGUUGUGACCAAACACCGAGGGUCUGGAAAGCACCGUUAACUGUUUUUUUUUGGCCGUCCGUCUUUCCACCGCCUCAAGUGCGACGAUGGCACCAGAUUUUGAGACAGCACCGAUUGCAUACGAUUGGCUUUGGGUAAAUGACAUAAACCACUUCGUUCUUCUUGGGUGCUUUAUGGUAUCCUCCUUAUGUCAUUGCAGCGAGCACCGAUUGUCCCGUCCGGUGCGAGGUCGGCAUACUUCGUUCAACGGAGGCCCAAGCUUGCAGUUUUUGCUUUUCUGUUAAGCUCAACUCAAUAUUCAGAACCCCAGAGGAGGGUUAUUCUGGUGUUUGUCUGAUGCCUGCUGAUCAUUUCAAUAUUCGGUCAUUUUGAACGUCCCUUCGGUGGAUAACUGGAGCUUUCAGAUGUCAUUGUUUUGAACGUAGAAGUCAUUUCCAGCCUGGAAAGGUCUCAUGGUGUUGGGUGCUGUAAUGUGCGAAUGUCCCCUAGACCUGGCACCCAAAGUCUGUCUGCGCGCGGUCUUCGUCAGAACAGCGUAGAUACCGAAUCUCUUAAUCAUAUUCUCGGAAAAUCACGGCUUCUGGAGUCAACCUUCUCUUUACCCUGUGUCAUGGCUGCACGUGCGACUCAUUAGGUAGUCAUGGUGGAGCGAUUAAUGUCAUAACGAGCGGAUCGUGCGUAGCUUAUGUGCAAACCAGGUAAUGAACGGCUUGGCUACGUACAACUGAAGAGACACUUUACCACCGUGUCUGUAGUUCUCGCGUACUCACCAACAUGAGCCGCCGACCACCAGAACAAUCUACUCGCAGCUUCAAGAACAGUUUGGAAGGAUUUUUCGCCGAGUUCUGCUAAUUGUUAGGGGGGAUUGGCAGGAUCAGACUGGGCCUAUCGACCCUUCGGACAAUCGUCUCGGGCUUGACUUUCGAUGCAACAGUGAAAAAGGGAUGUUGAGUUUCACUGAAUAAAACCGACGGAAUUCCACUAACGCUUACUUCUACAGUCGCCGCAAACAUCUGUUGACUUGACCUUAAAACGAAAAUCGAUCAGCUGGCCAGAUUGAAUACACACUAGUUAUCCCAAGGGUUCCCAGUUGGACUAGCGGUAGGAGAUCAGCGCGCUGUACCCAAACUGAUACAAAAUUCUGGUUUCGCUUUUUGACCUGUGUCGAAGGAGGACACAACAGCAAAUAGUCAUCAUUAAUGUCCUCAGUUCGUGAAAAAACUUCAAGGUUUGUCAGAUUCACACAGCGCCACCAUAUUGACCAUAUUUUCUGUACAGAUGGUUCAAGCUAGGUCCGGCGACAAGGGUUCUUUUCACCAAAUCCGGAAAAUGAAGCCAAAGUCGGUUAGAGAUAACCACAGAAAAUACGAGACUAAGGUAGUGAUCUCCAUUUAGUGGGCCUCGGGCGCCGGUGACAGUUAAAUGCAUUAUCAGAAAGGGAGAGACGUGAUAGUCGGAACAAUACUUUAUUCGCCAAAUUACUUUUGACCCCCUGAAUUGAGUGACUGUUUACGUUACAAAGGACGCCCUUAUUACUGACAACCCGGUCAAAAUCAAGCGUUGAGGGGAGUACUUCGAGCGCGUUCUCAGCCUUGAUGACCAAACUCAUCACCUCUUAUUCACAGCGAAGUUUUGCCCAUCUUCGGAUUAUGCGGUAUCCUACGACCUCCCGCCUUCUAAGGUAACAUUCCUGAUAUAGUACUGAGGCCGUGCAACGGCUUGGCGAGCGGAUGAUGGUGUUCCCGCUAAAGUCUGUAAGUUUUUUGUUGACUUUCUGACACUGGUCCCAUAAAAGAAUUGAGCAGGCGUGAGCAGUUGAGGUCGUCCCUGAUGACCGGGGCUUGGUCAUAUUUGCGCCGUCUCCAAGAAAGAAGUUAGGGUUAGGUGCGAAGACUUUUCAUUCUCAUUGUCUGAGUGACUUGAUGACAACACUCAACCAAGCCAGCUAGCGAAUAUCAUCGUCCUGACCAAGACCUAUUAUCGUUCCACGACUAUAAUUCUGCCCCUCGACCAUUCGAUAUUCGGUCUGGCGUCCGACAAAGUGAUAUUCUGUCGCAAAUCCUGUUGACUAAAUUCUUUGAAAGGCUGUACGCGAUUUUUAUUGUCUUGUUUGCGUCUGGACGCUGGCUGAGCAACCUCAAUUACACUGAAGAUGUCGCCCUGCAAACAUCCUAUUGGACUGACCUUUGAAUAGUAGUUCCAAGGGUGAUUGGGGUCGCUCAAUCAGUCGAUUUAUCCAUCCACGCUGGGUUGAUCAAAGUGUUCUUCACCUGCUUUUCUGAUCGCACAAAGUAGCAGCACCAGCUAUUCCGCCCAAAAGAAACUUUGCCCCGAAGGAGUUCUCUACUGUCCAUUUCUUCUUUUGUCCCAGCUACUGAAACGGACUUGCCAUUCCUCCUCGGGUCUUGUCGCUCAUGUUUUCGAAGAGUGCCUGUACAGUGAAUCCGGUUGA
This is a messenger RNA of Spirometra erinaceieuropaei, 2727 nucleotides long. NCBI's taxonomy places the organism in Eukaryota, Metazoa, Platyhelminthes, Cestoda, Diphyllobothriidea, Diphyllobothriidae. The record is from the annotation of a GenBank genome assembly.